AUUAUGAAACGAAGUUCAAACUGUCUAAGUCGUUAUUUUACUGGGGAAUUGUGUGGUUGAGAUCAAAUCGAUCUUUAAAGGGAUCCAGCUAUCAGCCAUAAGCGGGUUAUAGCAAAUCAGGUAAAGAUGCUAGUAAAAUACACCGUUUUUGCCAUAUUUGUGGCUAUGCUCUCCACUGGCGCGAUAGCAUUACCCCUGCUGGACUCAUCAAGUGACAUAGAUAACUCAACAUUACAGGAAAUGAUGGCCAGUGUCAACGAUACGCCGAAAAACCUGUAUGUUGUGAAAGCUGUUGUUUAUGAAAUUGGAAUAUUAACGGAAGUCGAUGAUAACGAAACCAGUUUCGAAAGUCAAGAACGAGUGGACUUAACAUUCUACGACACCCAUUCCAAUCAGAGCCAUAUUAACCUUGGUAAUGUACCUCUACCGAUUCAAACGAAUAUAUCCGGACAAGUACUUACGGGUAUCGCUCCCGUCAAUAUUGGUGCAUUUAGCAGUCCUACAGAACUUUUGGAAACAUUGCCCUUAACAGGAACUAUUGUUAAUAUAACUCACAGCAACACAGCUUAUUACCAACUCAGCAAGUCAAACGUUAGUGACUCGUUAAAGCCUCGUAUAACGGAUGUUGGUGAUUUGACAAAUGUGUCUCACCUCUUCCCCGUUGUGAGCCAGGACCCAUUGCAAUAUCCAGCUACUACUAGUGACAAAACAAAUUCUGUGGAAAGUUAAAAAUAGUCAUGUAAACGCCUUAGCGUUUUUUUCUGUUAGACUGUGG
Bactrocera dorsalis (oriental fruit fly) is the source of this 775-nucleotide messenger RNA. RefSeq lists its product as uncharacterized. Lineage: Eukaryota; Metazoa; Arthropoda; Insecta; Diptera; Tephritidae. The coding region runs from base 127 to 729 and encodes 200 amino acids. The record is from RefSeq and is a predicted model, not a curated record. The transcript has 3 exons.